This is a messenger RNA of Cucumis melo (muskmelon), 2261 nucleotides long. RefSeq lists its product as uncharacterized. The coding region runs from base 280 to 1167 and encodes 295 amino acids. The record is from RefSeq and is a predicted model, not a curated record. Lineage: Eukaryota; Viridiplantae; Streptophyta; Magnoliopsida; Cucurbitales; Cucurbitaceae. The transcript has a single exon.
AAAAGUUUGAUGAAUUAGAAUUACUCUUCUUUUGGUAAUAUAGAGGUAGAAGUUGUUGGAUUUAGGGUCAUUUUGGUCAGUUACGCUUGGGCUCUUCACUCUUGAACAAGAAGUUCGCUAUAUUGCGAAUCUGCGAUUGUCCAACCAAACUCUCUCCCUCUUAUGCCCGCGUUUCUUCUGGUGCAUUGUGGUAUGGACGUGGGCAUCGAAUUCAAAGCUGGGGCCUUGUUUCUAUUUCUACAUCGCCGCCUUCAAAGUGGACAUGAUCGUUGAUAUGCCAUGCCACCAGCCCCACCUCCACCUCCACCUCCAAUUCCACCCCCACAACCGCAGCCCAUCUCCAAUCUUACUCACCUCAACAAAUCUACGGCAGCUCUUCCUGACUUUUUCCUCGCGGCUCUAUCACUUUUCGCUUUCUUCUCCUCUUCUUCCCCCUCCAAAUCCUUCAAAUUUCCUGCUUUCUCUAUUCAAUUAAACCCUCGCCGUUUUCUCAAGAUACCUUCCAAUUCCAUGGAAUUCCCCAACUCCAACUCCAAAUCCUUGACCUUCACCUCUCCUCAAUCCCUCUCCGAGUGGCUUCAACCUCGCCUCCCUUCCCAUUCUUUUGCUUCUUGGGGCGUUAUCCCUGGCACCAAGAACCUCCAUAACCUCUGGCUCGAGAUCUCCCAAGGAGAAACUUCCCUUGCCGAUUCCAACCCUCCCAUCCGCAUCCUUCAUGUCCUUUCUCUUCGAAUUAUUGAUAAUCAUCACCGACUUCUCCUUGAAUCCCACCAGCAGCUCUCUGAUGGCACCCUGCGGAAUCGAAAUCGACCCCUGUCCGAGAAAAUGAAGCCCAAUGAGACUCCUGAAUCUGCCGUCUACCGGGCUGUCCAAGAAGAGCUCGGUUCCAUUCUUGCCGAUUCCGAUUGUUCUCCACUUGUCAGGAUUGUUCCAGAUUCCUACAAAUUGAAGAUUGAGGAGCGCGACUCGGUUUCCUACCCUGGUUUGCCGGCUUGUUACGUUUUGCAUUCCAUGGAUAUUCGGGUGGAAGGUUUACCCGAUGGAGACUUCUGCACCGUAGAGAAGGAGGAAUACGUAAAUUCUGAGGAGACAAACAUUGCGGAUCAGGCUGUGUCCGUCAAGAAGCAUUUUUGGAAAUGGGUUAGUCCUGAAUCUGUGGAUUUAUGAGUUCACUAAACCACAGCUUUACUACUUCCUGUCAUACAUGGAAAGAUGAUUAUAUAUAUAUAUAUAUAUAUAUAUAUAUAUAUAUAUAUAUAUAUAUAUAUAUAUGUAUGUAUAUAUUCUGUUUAUCUAAUUCCAUGAGCUGCAAUUUGUUCUAUUUCGUCCGUUUGUUAAUAAUGGAUCUAACUUGGUGAAAGGCUAGUUUCACAUGAAUCCCAAUGAAGCUUAUGUUUCGUAAACAAACACAGUCAGCACCAGAAGGUAAUGGGGAAUAAAGGUUUCUAGCCUGUUUCAACCAUAGUUUGGCAUUGGAGUAGAUACUCUUCUCAUAUUAGUUAGGUCUUAAAGGCAAUAAGCUUUGGAUAAAAAAUGUAUCAGUACAUAUAGUAGUCUAUACUCAGGCACCCAUGGAUAUUACAGAAGCAGAGGAAACAUUAGGAAACUUGGAUUAUUCACUUGAUAUAUAUUCAUCAACAGUCUAGGCCUUCUCUUUCUGCUAUAGAUAAAACGAUGUUUCCUGGCAGACUUCCUUACUUGAACAAAAAGGUUGUACAAAUGUGUCCUUGAGUUCUAAGAGAUCAGGUAGACGUUGCGGUAUGUUCCCAGCUGAUAUUUAGUAAGGUUGUUUUGGAACUUGAAGGACUCCAAUGGAACAUUUUUUACCUUUGCUUGCUCCUCUAUGUUACGUUUGUGGAAGUCAAUUUAAGGCCUAUCAAGGACAUAGAGCCAUGAGCCAAAGUGGCUUCUUGGUUCAAAGAGAAGAAGCGCUUGGACAAGAGGAAACAAAGUGAGACUUCGACAAAUAAUCUUAGACUAAUUAGUAAGUAAUCGGUCGGAUAACAUUCUAGGAAUGAUGGACGACUUCACUUGCUAAUUAGCAAUCUUCUCUAAUUAUAAUAUAUGAGCUUGAGAAUUAACACCAUCCCAUAUAUUUAGCAUGUAAGUUUGAUAUUUCCAGAAAUAUUUAGAGAUUUUCACAUUGUUCAUAUAUGUGUAGUUGAUGUUUGUAAAUUUUUUGUAUUUUCUAAAAUAUUUUGAAUAUAAUUAGAAGCUACCAAUAAGAAUAUAUAGUAAUAUUUCUUGAUUUUAUUUCUUUA